Thlaspi arvense is the source of this 1396-nucleotide messenger RNA. NCBI's taxonomy places the organism in Eukaryota, Viridiplantae, Streptophyta, Magnoliopsida, Brassicales, Brassicaceae. The record is from the annotation of a GenBank genome assembly.
AGUAAGUCAUUCACACGAAUCACGAAACCGAUUUAUAAAUAUCCACUUCAUUUUCCACGCUUCACAACACAACACACCGUUUCUUAAGAUACUCUCUUUCACUUAAAUACACAUCAGAUUCCAAAAAAAAAACAUCAGAUUCGAACGCUAUGGAGCAAAUUCAAGUCGGAGAUUCGAAUUUCUGCGGCGGAGGAAGUACCCGGAGCGACGGGAAUGUUUUGGUCGGAGCAUCGCCGCGACUCGAUACUCUACCGGAAGAUUGCAUCUCUAUGGUAAUCUCUCAUACUACUCCACGCGACGCUUGCGUUGUGGCUUCGGUUUCGAAAACCAUUAAAUCGGCGGCUCAAUCGGAUUUGGUCUGGGAGACGUUUAUUCCGCCGGAGUAUGCAUCUCUUGUUCCUCGAUCGCUGAAUUGCUCGUCGAAGAAGGAGAUGUAUCUCUCUCUCGCUGAUGAUUCCGUUCUGAUCGAUGACGGCAAAAAGAGCUUUUGGGUGGAGAAAUCUAGCGGAAAGAAGUGUUACAUGAUAUCUGCGAUGGAUUUAACAAUCAUAUGGGGAGAUUCUCCUGCUUAUUGGCAGUGGAACACUGUUCCUGAAUCUAAGUUUGAGAAAGUAGCAGAGCUUCGUGAUGUGUGUUGGUUCGAGAUUCGCGGCAAGAUAAGCUGCAGAAUGCUGUCAAAAGGGACACAUUACUCGGUCUACGCAGUGUUCAAGAGAGCAAACAAUAGAUCACACGGUUUCGACCACACGCCCAUUGAAGCUGGAGUCGGUUUUGUAGGAAAAGAAGCUACAAAAACAUUCGUGUUUCUCGAACCUGGAGGCAGGGAUCCACGCGGCGGUUACCGUAACACGGGGGUCUCGCACGCGGCGGUGUCCAGAGCGUUUAGGACGAGGCGUCCAUGGAUGCGGAUGCCGAGGGAGGAAGAGGUUGAAGGAGAGAAGGAGGCUGGUGGGAAUGUUGUGGAGGAGCCUAAGGAGAGAGGAGAUGGGUGGAGUGAAGUGAAGCUUGGCAAGUUUGAGAUUAACGAUGUGGGUUGUGGUGAUGGUGAUGAGAUUGAGUUUACUCUUAUGGAGACUCAGAUGGGACAUUGGAAGAGUGGUUUGGUUUUCCAGGGAAUCGAGAUUAGGCCUGUGAAAGAAGAAAAAGUGGUGACGAAAUGAUCAAACUUGUGUUGUUUGAAAGUAUGAACAGGAGUUUCAUGUCUAGAGUUUGUUUAACAGGUUGAAAGUUUUUGGUAUGAAAAGCAAAAAAGUUGAUAAUUAGCUCUCUCGUGUUACCACUUGUGCGUUUGAUUGCGAAGAACUCAAUAAUAUAUGACAGAAGCUUUUCUUACUAUUUGUGUUACUUUUUUUCUUUGUUUGUUUUUUUGGGUAUUUUUGAGAGAUGUAAAAAAUCU